This is a messenger RNA of Oldenlandia corymbosa var. corymbosa, 456 nucleotides long. The record is from the annotation of a GenBank genome assembly. Lineage: Eukaryota; Viridiplantae; Streptophyta; Magnoliopsida; Gentianales; Rubiaceae.
AUGGCUUUGAAGUUGACACUACUCUUAGCUCUCCCGAUGAUUGCUUUGGUAGCAAUACUCCCAACAGGAGAAGCGCAAUUGGGAGGAUUAGGAGGGCUAGUACCGACUAUUCAAGUCCAAGGGAAGCUUUACUGCACCGUGGAUGGCAAUAUGAGGGGUUCCCAAAACCCGCCUUUUCCUAAUGCAGCAAUAAAUGUAAUGUCCGGUGGAAAUGUGGUGUCAACCACGAUCACAAAUGAGAAUGGAGAAAUUAAUUACCGGCAGGCUCAACCAUUGAUUGGUGAUUUGAAGGCAGAAGGCUACCUCUUUGUAACCCCUCCACUUUCAACUUGCAACGCCAGUUUGCCUUCAACUGGAAGGCUUGUAUCAUCCAUGAGUUACACCGGAAACAACGUUGUUGGCGGUCUCAAUAUCACCAACCUCGUUCCGACUGGAUUCCAGCUUAUGAACAUCUAA